GCUGCCAAAGCCAAAGAAUCGAUCGAUCGAUACGAUCAACGGGCAGCACCACCACCACCUUUGGAACCGCACCACUGACUCAGGGAGUGACCACCAUCAACCAAGUGGCCGGAAUAAGCGCAGCAGGAACAGAGGAACAAGGAACCACUGGCACAAGGGGACAACGAAAGCCAUGGGGAAGACCGCGGUGAUUAGUGCAACCGACGAGCAGGAGAUUGCCGAGACACGCGGAUCACCCAUCGCGGACCUGCUGUACGAUGUUGGAGCUCGAGCCGCAACAACGACGAUCGGUCAGUUCGUGUACCGGCGCAUCGACAACCUGCUGUGGACGGUGGAGAAAACGGCCCGUUGGUCCUUGCCCCAGCCGGGACCGGUUGCGUUGGCCACCAAACCAUCGCCGGCGGGUGAUGAGAGCGAGGAUGUGGCAGCGGGAAAUAUUUCCGGUCCACCAUUGAUACGACCUCUUCCAUGGUUGCUGUUCCUACCGGCGUUGAUCCUGUUGCGAGUGGUGCGCAGUACGUUGUCGGUGGGAUCGCGAUUGAUUGGUCAAGGACCGGUGUUGCCGGCGGGUGUGGUGAGCUUUUUGCAGAACAAGCGGCGGAAGUUGCGAGCGCUAAAGUAUCGCGGCCAGCGGUUGCAAAGGAUCGCUAAGGCUGAGCGGGAAGCGUCCGAAGAUCGGGUGACUUGGCUUGAGCGGAUUAUUCUGCCGCUGAGGACGGUUAUCUGCACGCGAGGGUAUCGUGGGUCACACGAGGAUGGCUCGGAUGUGGCGCAUGCGGUUGUGUUCCGGAAGGAGCGGAUUCCGGAGGCGAGCGAGAAGCGUGUGGGUGGAUCGAAGAAGCGAAAUCUGAACCAACGGGAAGCGGAGAGUGUGGAGGAGGAGGCCAGCAAUGAGGAGUCGUUUGAGGAUGCGAGUUGUAAGGCGUUGUUGGACAAGUACGAGGAUGAUGAGGAUUCUAGUUUCCACGUGGAAGAUGUAUCGUCUGGGAGCUCGGAUUCAAACGACAGCUCACUUUCGGAUUCCGAUCCGUCAUCGAAAAAACCAGCCCUCGAAGGGGAUAGAGUGCCACCAGCUCAACAGGCUCAGCAGCAGAAACAAAACGGAAGCCAACAGCCACCGGCUAAGGCAACGGAAGCGCCUCACAAACGCUCAGCGGAUGUGGAAAAGAACGGUGUAGAAACGCAACAACCCGCUACAAAACCUGCGGCUUCAAAAACGAUCAACGCCAGCAGCCGCUCUAAAUCGGCCGCAGAUUUGGAGAACGGAAACGCUCAAUCCGCCACCGGUGGGUCAGAAGCGAAGGGCGCAAAUGGAACAAAUCCACCCUCGACGACACCAUCGAAGAGCAUCCCGAAUUUGUCCAGCUCGCCGGAAAACAACGAAAACAAACCGAUCAAUCAGAAUGGACCGAUCGCACCCGGUGCACUUAAAUCGCCUCCCAACACGAUCCUGAAGUCUUCGACCACCACGACCGCCGGAACCAAGCAGUCCCCGAACGCGUCCAUGAGCGACGUUCGCAGCAACUUCCAGCAGCAGAAGCAACCGAAUCAAAAGCAUCAACCGGCGAGUCAGCAGGUGGUUGGCUCCGUGCAACAUCAGCAGCAACACCAGCAGCAACAGCAGUACGUUAGUAAUGGUGGGAAAAAUCGCAACAAGAAGCUCCCUGCUCAAGCGAAUCCUUAAGGAUCCCACACGCCUAUGAGCUAGUUAUAUGUGUUAUGGUUUAGGAUGUGAUUUAUGUUUUGUUUUUUUUUCUCUCUCGCUAUUGUUGUUGUUUAAAUACCCGUUUUAGCAGCGUUGUGUGUCUGAUUUCUUCUCUUUGUCUCUCUUUGCAACCCGUAAUCUCGCUUGAUGAAGCGAUCGUAAAUAAAUUUGCCGCCC
Molecule: messenger RNA, 1882 nt
Organism: Anopheles nili
Lineage: Eukaryota; Metazoa; Arthropoda; Insecta; Diptera; Culicidae
Gene: Jabba
Exons: 5
Coding region: 173-1684 (503 amino acids)
Source: RefSeq, a predicted model, not a curated record